Neurospora hispaniola is the source of this 1662-nucleotide messenger RNA. RefSeq lists its product as uncharacterized. Lineage: Eukaryota; Fungi; Ascomycota; Sordariomycetes; Sordariales; Sordariaceae. The record is from RefSeq and is a predicted model, not a curated record. The transcript is spliced from 2 exons. The coding region runs from base 273 to 1280 and encodes 335 amino acids.
CCCUUCUGACUGCACUCACACAAUCCCAAGAAGCGGCACCCGCUUAGUAUUGUUGUUUACUUCCUUUCACCCCCUUUACCCCUGAGAUGCAUAUAACUUGCAGUGCCAUUACAACAAGGAUAGGCACACUAUUCCCUCGAUAGUCUGGUCCUCACUCACAAACACACUUUGCUCGCUGUGCAGCAGGACAUUCGCUUUCCUCAAUCUUUACCUGCUUUUCCAACUAGUACCUUCGUUUCAACUGACACAUCACUUACUACAUCCUACGUACCAUGCAUCAACGCUCGUUCAAACACGGCACCACCAGCACCAAGACAGCCCUCUUGGGACUGUUGAUGGCUGCGCCAGGGGUCUGGGUGCAAGCUGCUCCUGGCGUUAGUCUUGAUGCUGUAGUGGCCACCAACAAGCUCGAGACCAAGAGCCUCGAUAGUUCUUCCAUCAUUGCCAACAAGCCAAAUGAUGGUGACGACGGGGAUGACCCCUGGUUGAUGCCAGCCAACAAGUUCUACGACAACUACCUGGACAACUACUGGGCAAACCGCAACCAGUCUUCUGUGCAUGGGCGGUCGUCGCUGGCGGGUAUGGCGCACAGGAAGAGGACUGUGCCGAAGUAUGAUUCUGCCCUCUACUGCGGCGUCUUCGCCACCGGCUACAAAGAGGACAUCUCCGCUCUCCUCUGGGACUUCCACACCAAAAAUAACAUCAUCCACUACAUCGUCGGCUGGCGCGAGUGUCGGCGCGUCGCAUGCAAGAACACCAGUGGUAUCUACAUCUGCAACGACACCACCCAAACCGUGCGCGUGACGGGGGAGCGCAUCUAUACUCUGGGCAAAAUCCCCAGCGACAAUUGCUGCCACCAGGGACCGCCGGAAAACCCGACCAAGAAAGUCGGACAUGGGAUGAGCGGCCAAAAGUUCACGGGGACCGGGUUCAAUGUCAUUGUGGCGUAUGCGAAUUGCAACAAGGGCGAGUGGGACUAUCGACCGCAGAUGGGCCCGGCGGAUAAUCCGUGGGGACCGAAUCUGGAGUGUUAUACGGAGUUUUAUGGGAUGAGUCCGUCUCCGACGAAUGGGGAUGUGGUGACCAAGAGGGGGACGACGGAACUGAAAGAGAGGAAGUGGGAGUUGGUGGAUGAUGGGACGGGGGUGAUGGAUUUGGUGGAGAGGGAGAAUACUCCUGUCAAGGAGAAUGAAGUAGGUGGGGAUGCGGAUGUGGUGAAGCUGGAGGAGUGGGAGAUGACCAAGAGGGAGGAGAAGGCAGGGAAGAGGUUUGAGGCUUGAGGCUUGAUGGGAAGAAUGUAAACCAAAGUGUAAAGGGGGGUGUUUUGAUUCUUUCGUUGUGUAAACUUGUGAGAGGUCGUUACGAGAAGGCGUCUGUACGAUAUGGUGGCCUGUUUUUUUCCGGGGAAGCACGGGGAUAUGAGGGUACCGUCGUUUGGCCAUUUCCGAUACCACUUGAAUCUCAGUUUCCUAUUCUUCCACUCUCGGGGUGUCCCGCAUGAACUGAUCUGAUCAGAUUAGUUCUCUUCUGUACUGUAUCCAGUCAAAAUGGGUCUCAACACUGCUCGUUCCUGGAUGUCCAUCCUUUGGGGAAGGUGAAGGUAACAUGGGGUGACUACCUAGGUAGGUACCUUUAUGUUAUCGUCGGUGCCUACCACACGUU